AUGCCUCAGGACGCAGAUUUCUUGAGCCCACGAGGCCUCCUGGUUGACGAUGACUUCUGCUUAAAGUUGGCCACAUUUCGCACGCUGGCCGGGGUCAUCCAGGCGACGGAGAGCCUACCAAGUGACGAUGAUUCCCUGCAGCAGUACGCUGGCUUCUCGAACAAUGGCUAUCAGAUUCUAUACAGCAAGCUGGGCCCAAUCGCCAACGAGUUUAUGACGGUCCGACAAGUCGCCGCUAAUCUUUAUUACGAGUACACAGGCUUAGUGUGUGACAGUGCUCUGGCUCUUUGCUCCACCGCACCUGAUGAUUAUGACAAAAUCUUCGCCGACUUCGAAGCCAUGCGGCAGGACCCCACCAACGACGACCUCCGCGACCGCGUCCAGCAGGAGGCAACCGACCGGCUCAACGCCGUGCAGAUUCUCUGCGACCAGGCCAACAGCUGGGGCGACAAUCUAAACACCUACACCCAGCAGGGGGCCGACUGCCAGACUACCGUGCAGCAGCUAGCUCUGCCAUUCCAGGGCUCCACGCUGCAGGACCAACUGACAGCCGAGGAUUUCCCGGAGGAUCUGCAGGGGGAUCUGGCCGCGUUGGGCCGGGUUAAGGAUCUACUCGAUGGGUUCAGCCUGGAGGAUGAUAUGGGCGAGUCGAUACAACAGGUAGAACUGUUAAGUGCCCAGCUCAUCGCGAACGACGUCCAAAUCCCGGUGGAUUAUAUCCAAAAGCACGACGAUCCCGACGAUAACCCCCUCGAUGGAGUAGUGGAAAGGAUAGUGCUCGAGGACUUGGCGACUUUGCAGAAGGACGUCACUGAUUUCAAGAAUGCGUAUAUGAAUGGGGACGGGGUGGAGAAGAGGAAGUAGAGACCAAACGAGAAGGGGAGGUUCUCUGAUGUGCCGGGAUCCGUUGCGAAACGAAGGUACUUGUAUUUUG
Messenger RNA from Aspergillus fijiensis CBS 313.89, 934 nucleotides. RefSeq lists its product as uncharacterized. Bases 1 to 864 code for a protein of 287 amino acids. The record is from RefSeq and is a predicted model, not a curated record. NCBI's taxonomy places the organism in Eukaryota, Fungi, Ascomycota, Eurotiomycetes, Eurotiales, Aspergillaceae. The transcript has 8 exons.